This is a messenger RNA of Bombina bombina (fire-bellied toad), 6474 nucleotides long. It is a transcript of the gene MORC3, whose product is annotated as MORC family CW-type zinc finger 3. The record is from RefSeq and is a predicted model, not a curated record. The transcript has 17 exons. Bases 29 to 2761 code for a protein of 910 amino acids. Gene Ontology annotation, cellular component: PML body; nucleus. Gene Ontology annotation, molecular function: ATP hydrolysis activity; zinc ion binding. Lineage: Eukaryota; Metazoa; Chordata; Amphibia; Anura; Bombinatoridae.
GAUUUGCUUCCUCAAGGCUUUUAGGAAGAUGGCGGCGAAUGAAUCCACAGCCGGGAUUCGGUUGAGUGCGCUGUGUCCCAAGUUUUUGCAUACCAACUCGACAAGUCACACCUGGCCUUUUAGUGCUGUUGCUGAGCUAAUAGAUAAUGCCUAUGACCCAGAUGUUAAUGCUAAGCAAAUCUGGAUCGACAAAACACUGAUGAAAGGUGAAAUAUGUCUGACAUUUACGGACAAUGGCAACGGUAUGAAUCAAGAAAAGCUACAUAAGAUGCUCAGUUUUGGAUUUAGUGAUAAGGUGGCAGUGAAUGGUCAUGUUCCUGUUGGACUUUAUGGAAAUGGAUUUAAAUCUGGAUCAAUGAGACUGGGAAGAGAUACAAUUGUGUUCACCAAAAAUGACAUUGGGAUGUGUGUGGGAAUGUUGUCACAGACGUAUUUGGAGACAAUAAAAGCAGAGCAUGUUAUUGUGCCAAUAAUAUCAUUCAACAAACAAAGACAAUUGAUAAAAACUCCUGACUCUGAAGCUAAUUUGAAUGCAAUAUUAUCUCACUCUCUGAUUAAAACCGAAAAGGAACUACUGGCUGAACUUGAUGCCAUCCUCUGUAAAAAGGGAACAAGGAUCAUUAUUUGGAGCUUGCGAAAGGACAAACGUGGUUGCCAUGAAUUUGAUUUUGAGAAGGAUAAGUAUGAUAUCCGCAUUCCUGAAGAAAUUGAUGGAACUGGGAAAAGAGGGUAUAAGAAACAGGAGAGAGCUGAUCAGAUUGCACCAGACAGCGAUUAUUCACUAAGAGCCUACUGCAGCAUUUUGUAUUUAAAACCUCGGAUGCAGAUUAUUUUAAGAGGCCAGAAAGUUCAAACUCAGCUUGUAUCUAAAAGUCUGGCACACAUUGAAAAAGAUGUCUACAGACCGAAAUUUAUGGCUCCUAAAACUGUAAAGAUCACAUUUGGAUACAAUUGCCGGAACAAAGAGCAUUAUGGAAUAAUGAUGUACCAUAAAAACAGACUCAUUAAGGCAUAUGUGAAAGUUGGCUGUCAGUUAAAGGCUAACAAUAUGGGAGUUGGAGUGGUUGGUGUUAUUGAAUGCAAUUUUUUAAAGCCAACUCAUAAUAAACAAGAUUUUGACUAUACAAAUGAAUACAGACUUACUCUCACUGCAUUAGGAGAAAAGCUUAAUGAUUACUGGAAUGAAAAGAACGUAAAGAGAGAUCUGCUAUCUGUGGACCCUCAAAAUCCUAAUAAUCUUGCUGUUGAAGAUAUAAAAAAAAACCCUGAUCAGGUCUGGGUGCAAUGUGAUAGCUGUCUGAAGUGGAGAAAGCUUCCAGAUGGACUGGGAAAGCUCCCUGUUAAAUGGUACUGUGGAAUGAAUGCAGAUCCACAAUUCAGAGACUGCAGUGUACCGGAAGAGCCAGAAGAUGAUGAUGAAAUUACUCACUCAACAUAUGAGAAGACUUAUAAGAAAAGGAAAUCAGAACAACUUCACCAGGUCUUUGAAAAACCUACAAUUCUUUUUACUCCCCCUAGUAAAGAACUGCAACCAGCCCUGAAGCCAAUGGAACCCAUAGUAAAGCCAGUCCAUACUCAAAAGGUUCUUAACUCAAGCUCAGAAAGUACCACUAAUGGAACCAAGCGUUGGGUUGUUACUGAAGAGUCUCCUGUACAAGCUAAGAAGUCAAAGGUUACUGAAUCAGAACCUAUCGAAGUCCCUGACAUUGAUGAUUGUGAUGAUUGUGAUGAAGGGGAUGUAAUCAUACUUGAAGCGAACAGCACACCCAAACCUAAAAGUCUCAAGAAAGAAAACAAUAAAGAACUUUGCCCUGUUCCCUUAGAGGGCUGUGCUGAUUUGGAGACAAAUAAUGUCCCUGCUAUGGAAGACACCUCUGCAGUAGCUACCCAAACAGAAGUAGCUCCCUUGUUUAUUAAAAAGGAAAAAGAUACAAUUGAUGAUAUUACCAGGAGAGAAAACCAGACGUCAGCAGAUGUCCCUGUUUACAGCCAUUGCAAUGGAACUGGAGCACACCAGGAAAACUCUGAAAACCAAUGCCCUAGUCAUCAGAGUCCAGCACAUACAGCCGUUCAAGGGAAAGUAAACUAUAAAAAACUUUGUGAGGACCUGAAAGUAAAAAUGAGAGGUCUUGAGGAACAGCUAACUGAAAUGCAAAACAAAGAAGUGAAAAAGGAAGUUUCUCAUCAGUCGAUACAGACUGAAGAAUAUCCUUUAAACAUAAAUGGAACUCAGACUAAGCAGCUGGCUUCACUGUAUGAGCAAGCACUGAAAGAAAUAAACAGAUUGAAAGUACAAUGUGAGACUCUGCAGAAAUUAAAAUCAGAAGAUGACGCAAAAGGUUUGAAAGCAGCAGCUGACAACAGUGAAAGUCAAGUGGAUGAGAUGGCUGUGCAGCUUGAUACGGUGUUCAGGCAGCUAGAUGCAAGUUGUACUGAAAGAGACCAGUAUAAAAAGGAGGUUGAACAGAUAAAAAAGGAAAACCUGCAGAUGAAAUCGAGGGAAAACAAUCUUAAAAUGGAGGUCGACCAGAUGAAGGCGAUGGUUCAACAGAUGAACAAGGAUGGUGCUUCAACUAGUUCAAUGGUGAUUAGUGAUGAUAGCCUGAAGCUGAGGACUCUACGAGUGAAUGUUGCACAGUUGCUAACAACAUUAAUGCCAGAUUUGGAUUUACAACAAAUAAAUUAUGAGGUUGAUGUGAUUGAUGAGAUUCUAGGACAGGUGUUGGAGCAAACAGAGAAACAAGCCAAAGGAACGGAAUAGUGUUUGCUGCAUUUGUUAAGCAACGAGUGCACAUUUUGUAUUUGUAUUAACUGUCUAUCCAGAAUUAGUAUUUGGUGGAAUUGAGUGACUGUGUAUCAGAAACAAGUGAUUGAUACAGUCUAUGAAAAUAGAAUGUUAAUCAUGUAUGCACCAAACAGUUACCUCGAUUUUUAUAUAAAAUUUCAGAUGUACAGUAAUUCACUAUUUUUUCAUUAAAUUUUAACUUGUAAAAUGAGUCGUUAAGCAUAAAAAUAUUUUUAAAAAUUUUUUUUUUUUUUUUAUGUUAACUUUUCAUGCUGUAUAAUUGCAUUAGAGCUGCAUCCUAACAGAGCUGCAUUUCAUAUAGAUUUUUUUUUUAUAUUUUAUUCUUUUCUAAUCUACUUAAAGGGACAGUGUACUAUAAAAUCAAGCUCCCCUUAAUGUGCUUACCAUGACCUGUUAUACCAGCUGCAGAGUUUAAAAUGUAUGGUAAAUUGCUCCUUUUUGGUAUAUUUUUAUAUAUGAAAUGGCUGUUUCUGCUAAUUAAAACCACAAGCCAAUUAAACGGACUAAGCUUGCGGAGAGAGCAGACUUCAUUAGCUUAUCUCUAUAUUUACCCAAAAUCCUCAUCUUAUCUCUCACAGUGAGAUCAAUACUUUAGCGAGAUCAAUGAAAAAAUUAACAUCUCUAUCCAAGCUCCCACUAGAGGCAUGAUUUUUUUUCUCUAAACCUUAUUUGCAUAGCUUUUCUAUAACUAGUACUUAAAGGGACACUGAACCCAAUUUUUUUCUUUCUUGAUUCAGAUAGAGCAUGACAUUUUAAGCAACUUUCUAAUUUACUAUUAUCAAUUUUUCUUCGUUCUCUUGCUAUCUUUAUUUAAAAAGCAGGAAUGUGAUGCAUAGGAGCCGGCCCAUUUUUGGUUGAGAAACUGGGUUAUGCUUGCUUAUUGGUGGUGUAAGCCUCCAAUAAGCAAGCGCUAUCCAUGGUGCUGAACCUAAAAUGGGCUGGCUGUUAAGAUUUACAUUCCUGCUUUUAAAAUAAAGAUAGCAAGAGAAUGAAGAAAAAUUGAUAAUAGGAGUAAAUUAGAAAGUUGCUUAAAAUUUCAUGCUCUUUCUGAAUCAUGAAAAAAAAUAUGGGUUCAGUGUCCCUUUAAGUAAGUAAUUGGGUUGUUAUAACAGGGAAAAGCAGCUAUUUGACAUCAAGGUUAAGGAGCUGUCUGUAAACAAUUUAAAGGGACAUUAAACUGCUGAGUACAAAUUAAUUGACAUGAUUACUACGCACCAUGUUUGUGCUUUUAAUCUUGUGUCUGCAGCUCUUUUUAAAGCCCUUCUAUUUCAACACAUUGCAGAAGCCUUUUGGUAAUGCAUCUUUGGACUGGACGCCGCCAUCUUGUAGCUUGCGUAUUGUUGGGUCAUGUGAUAGACGCAGUGUGCUCUCACAGAUUAGUGAUGCUACUGCCUUGUGUAAACUAACAUGGAGUGCAAGGUACAGCUGUAAUAACACAACAGAAAAUAUAAGCUUUUUUUUCACAGUUUAAAUUUACAUAACAAAUAUAAAAAGGCCUCAGGAAUAAUAUAGAGCUGUGAUGGCGAACCUUGGCACAAUCCAGAUGUUUCAGAACUACAUUUCCCAUGAUGCUCGACUGUACUUCAGAGUGCCUAAGCAUCAUAAGAAAUGUAGUUCUGAAACAUCUGGAGUGCCAAGGUUCGCCAUCACUGAUAUAGAGAAAUGUGCCCACUGCAAAUAUUUACAGCUCUGUUUUGUGCACUAACUGAAGAGAACAACCAGGCUGAUCUGUGAAUGCCCACUGAUGUCACAGUGUGUGAGUGCACUUAAGUGCCAAGAUGGCAGCGUGUGAAGAUAUAGAGCUUCACUGACCAGUUAAAAUAAGAGAACGGCAAACACAAGACGAAAUAGCAUGGUGAGUUCUGUGCUACUGCAGUUGUACCUAGCAGUUUAUUGUCCCUUUAAUACACUCCAGCAGGUAAAUGGAUCAUUGGGACCACAUUAAAAGGCAGACAGAAUCAUGGUGCAGUGUCUCAUUAAGGAAUGUUGGGCAUAAAAACACUGUUUAGUUUAUUUUGCAUAAAGUACUAUAAAGAUUAUUGACCGCUGUAAAAAUCUUUAUACUUAAGUUUUUUCUUUAUGAAUGUUUUAUAUAUUCUGGUAUUUUUUAAGUUAUAAUGUACAGUUUUGUUUGUGAAUAAUGUGCUAUGUUGAUGCUUAAUUUGGAUGAAUCACUCAUGUUAAUACCGAUUCUGGCCAAUCGCAAAAAAAUUGCCAAAAACAAGCUUAUUGUACAUUCUAUUAGUAAUUCUGGUUUUAAUCGUCAGUAGAUAUUUUGCUAUGUCUGUGUACAGAAAAUGCACGUUUAAACAUCUAUGCAAAUGUUAUUAGCAGAACAAACUUGAAGAAUUCUAUUGGAUGUCUAACAGUGCUGAAAUCAGACUAUUAGGGACACAUCAUGUAAAUUUAAAGGGACAUCAAAGAGCUGGCUACAACUACAGCAGCAGGGUUACUACUCAUGCUAUUGUUUUCCCUUGUGCCACUCUUUAAAGGGACACUAAAUAGAUGCUAGAUAGGAUGAUGCAGUCUGAGAAUUACAUGUAGAUGUAGUUUUUCAACGUUUCAUUCAAAUAUCGACAAAAAAGUGUAAAGUUUGAGUGUCUAUAAAACAAUGAGAGCUGCCAUGUUGUAACUUAGGUCACCUCUGCUUUAGCCAACUAGGGACAGUUAUAAAUAGGUCACUAAAGUGUGCAGCCAAUGGCUGUGUGGAAUAUAACAGAGUUCUGCACUUCCAUUUCUAACAGGAACUGAAAAGCUCACAAAUUCAGAAUGAAAUUACAGGAAAAGGGGGCAAAAUAAAUAAUGAAAGUAUAUUGCAAAGUUUUAUAUGAUUUAUCAUUUUAGAUUACCAUCUUAAAUUGAUUAAUGUCCUUUUAUAGCAAUUCUUUUAACUCCUUACAGAAUCCAGCUGGUAAAGCUCUGCAUUUUAUACUGGGGGCCGCUAUCUUGUAGCGUAAUAUCUUGCAGUGCACUUUAAAAGUUCAGUGAUGUUACCGGCUUUCUGAAAGCUGUACUUUACACUUCAGUUUAGCUCACAUAAUAGAGAGCAGAAGCGUUACAUUUUGCAGGGGUUUUUUUUAGCAGUUACGUAACAAAAAAAAGCUCCAAGAUGGUGGUGCCCAGUGUGAAGAUUCAGAGCUUUCCUAAGUGCUAAUUGUAAUGGCAAUAAAAUAAGUGAACGACAUUGAAGAAACAAAUAGCACGUGAGUAGUAAACCUGCUACUGUAGUCUCUUUAAAUUAAAACUAAUUAUUUAGAAGUGAUGGUAAGGCUUUUUUAUCCAGAUACUUUUGAAAAAUGUAUAUUCAAUGUAAAUUUAUCUUGUAUAUUAAAUUAAAACUCCUGAUCUGGUGUUAUCAGGAAACCUAUACAAGUGCUCCUAAAGAGGAACAAAAUCUGAGCACUAUAGCCUAUACCACCUUUCUUUUAUAACCUGUCUUCGUGUAAUUAUGUUUCUCAGAUCCCAGGAAUAAAAUGCAUAUUGUUUUAUAUUUGCCUUUACAUAUGUUUUGUUUAUUUUACUAGUCUAUUUAUAUUUACACUGUACAUGCCGGAUAUGCAUUUUAAUAACUGUGUUCGAGAGAGAAUUCUAGACUUUUUAUUGUGGUACUAUGUAAAGAUUAUUUCAUUAUUGUUCAUUUUGCAAAUAAAAGUAACAAUACAAAAAUA